Messenger RNA from Drosophila ficusphila, 973 nucleotides. It is a transcript of the gene galla-1, whose product is annotated as MIP18 family protein galla-1. The record is from RefSeq and is a predicted model, not a curated record. The transcript is spliced from 4 exons. Bases 212 to 850 code for a protein of 212 amino acids. NCBI's taxonomy places the organism in Eukaryota, Metazoa, Arthropoda, Insecta, Diptera, Drosophilidae.
AAGGCCAGCUGUUACUGCGCAGCCCUGGUCGUCACACAAACAAAAGUCAGCUGCCGCGUUUGGUUAUUUCUAUAAUUUAAACAAAAACGAGAAAACGUAGAUUAAUAAAGUGUAGGUGAAGGAAUUAUGCUUUACUGAUUAGCCUCGCACGAGCACAAACCACGGUAAAGAUAAAAUCAGCGAGAUAACACCAACAAAGAAGGUGCCAAACAUGCUGUCCUACAUAAAACGCAAGCUCUCCGAAUCGGACGGCGGCGUCAAUUCUGGCGCAACAGUGACGUCGUCGUGCGGUGGAAACAGUGGGAGUGGGAGCGGUACGAGCGGCACCAGCGGUAUCAGUAGUAGCGGUCGCAGCCAGAACGCCGACGAGUUAGUGCGCAAAACAAGCCAAAUGUCGAUGGAUGAUGAGGCGAUCGCCUUCGGUGAGGACGCACUGCCCCACGAACUGGGCUAUCGGAAUGCCACGGAUUUGCAGGAGACCAUCUACGAUCUGCUGCGCAGCAUUCGUGAUCCCGAGAAGCCCUGCACUUUGGAGGACCUGAACGUCGUCUACGAGGACGGGAUUUUUGUGAUGCCACCCACGCGCUCAAAUGUCUCAGUCGUACGUAUUGAGUUCAACCCCACAGUACCUCAUUGCUCACUGGCCACGCUUAUUGGACUCUGUAUACGAGUGAAAGUGGAACGUGGACUGCCCCACAAUAUUAAACUAGACAUUUACAUCAAAAAGGGAGCCCAUCAAACGGAGGAGGAAAUAAACAAGCAAAUCAAUGACAAGGAACGCAUAGCUGCGGCCAUGGAGAACCCCAAUCUGAGGGAACUGGUUGAGAAUUGCAUUAAGGACGAGGAGUAGUUCUCUUUCCUCUGGAUUUGUGUGUAUAUAGGGGAUUUUGUAAAGAAUGUCUAGGGUUAAAUAUACCAUUAAGUUGCGUCAUGGACUGUGUGCUUAGCAUUAAAAGCCCUUUAAAUCUGUUAA